Messenger RNA from Apiotrichum porosum, 1896 nucleotides. RefSeq lists its product as uncharacterized. The record is from RefSeq and is a predicted model, not a curated record. Bases 1 to 1896 code for a protein of 631 amino acids. NCBI's taxonomy places the organism in Eukaryota, Fungi, Basidiomycota, Tremellomycetes, Trichosporonales, Trichosporonaceae. The transcript has 8 exons.
AUGGACUCGACCAUUUCCCUCGAGCACACCGACACUCUCCGUGGCCUGCGCGCCCGCGAGAUUGACCUGGUGAUGCGUCUCUGUCACUCGGAUGCCCCUAGUGCCUACUGGACAUCAAGCAGCCUCGAGUUCCCCGCGCCUGUCUGUGGCAUUGUCCGUGCAGACACCCACACUGUCGGCCAGCGCGUCGCCGUCCUCCAGUUCACCCUUUUCAACUGGGUCUGCGCGGAAGGCCGCUCUCGCUACUUUCCACGUCGCACCCAAGACACCAACCUCUGGACCGCUCCAGGCGACACUCCAAAGUACUCUGGCGACGUGCUGCUCCCAGGCCUCGCCCCCACUGGCCAGCUCUACGACCUCAUCCCGUCCACCGCCAUCGAGGCCAACCAGAUGGCCGUCCGCUGCCAGCGUCCGGACACUGCAGUGAGCGCCGCCGCCGCCAACCGCGCGCGUCGUGAGCAGGAGCUUGUGCUCGAGACCGAACGUGCGGUAAAGGCUCAGCAACACGCAGCCGCUGCUCUUGUCGCCGCAUCGUCGACGACGCCUGCCAUUGCCACUCCCAAAGAUACCCACGCUUCUCCGGCUCCUCUCGCUCCUCGUACUCCUCGUACUUCCCCGACUCCCGAUUCCAGCGCCAUACCCGAGCCAGUCCAGCGCCACCAAACCGAAGACCAGCGGCUCUGUCUCAACCCUCUCCGCUUCUCCCUCCCAGGCCCACCCGUCGUCCUGGGACAUGCGAGCUCGGCCGUAGACCCUGCUCCAGGAAGUGGUCGCUUCUCGGCAUCUACCUCUCCUUCCCACACGGUCUCUUCCCUCGCCUCGUCGCUGGGUACCGACCCGGGCUUCCCGUCCUGGGUGCACACCAUCCCCGGAGGGCUCGGAGGCAGUCUCCCAAGUCUCUACAACGGCAGCCUCCCAAGCAGCUACGGUAGCAGUCUCUCAAGCAUCUACAGCAGCAGCCCUGCACGCGGUCCCGGUGGCAACCUUCUGGGGGGCUUUGGUCGGUUUGCCACCACUCCGACUCCUACCAUCAAGGACCAUUCCCCCGUUGGGCUCGGUCUUGACGGCCUGGGCUCGCUCGACCUCUCCUUUGGCAAGAUUGAUCUCGUUGGCGCGACCGAAGCUUCGAGCUUGACCUCUGGACUCCGUGACGGCGACUGGGUCUGUCCUUGCGGCACCCACAACUUCAGUGCUCGCACGUUCUGUGUCAGGACCGACUGUCGCUUCUCCCGCGCCACCACCGAGACUCCUCCUGCCCAGACGGCCACCCAGUCCAACGCCGUUCAGCUCCGCUCUGCUCUCGGCGACCCGGGAGACUGGUACUGCGACUUCUGCGGGCUCUGCAACUGGACGCGCCGCACGUUCUGUCUCCGCUGCUGUCCUCUUCACCCGGACAACAUUGAGGAGGCCAUCACCAAGGGCCUGGUCAGCCACGAUGACCCUAUCAUCAACAUUCUCGGCUACGGCGACAAGCGCGCUCGCGCGCUCAAGAAGGGUCGCAGCGGUCCCGCCACGCACUGUGCGUGCUUUGGUCCUCACCACGGCACUCGCUGCCCGAACGCCGGCCGCGGUAUCACCGACGACCUCUGGCGCCUGUACCUCGACAGCCAGGUUCCCGUCAUGAACUCUGCCCCUCCCCCUCCUUCCCGCGAGCGUGAACGUGAGCCGUCCUCCUACGCUCAAGCUCGCGGCCACGGCCCUGGCGCCGACCAAGGUCCCUGCUUCGGCGUCGUCCACGCCGGCCACUCCGGUUGGCACUCCCGUGCGCGCCUCGGCCCGCAACCACCACCACCACGGCCGUCGCCGCCGCUCCUAGGCGCGCGCGCCCAUUCCCUCCAAGGCCAGCCCAAGCAGGCCAUCAUCAAGGUCCCCCGGCCUCGUCACGUCCCCGCUUGA